AUGGUUUCAAAAGCAGUUAUAGUGUUGUUGAUAGGUCUAUUGGGAAUGGUUUAUCAAGGUACUCAACUUCCUCCACCAAACAGUGAUGAUUCAGUUAAUGGUGAUGAGAAUUGUGAUGUGGUUUCAUCUAGGAUUAAGCUUAGUGAUGGCAGGUAUCUUGCUUAUAGAGAAAUGGGUGUUGCAAAGGAUAAAGCUAAGCAUAGUGUUGUUAUUGUUCAUGGAUUUGGAAGCUCUAAAGAUAUGAAUUUUCCAGCAUCCCAGGAAGUAAUAGAUGAACUAGGAGUAUAUAUUCUGCAUUAUGAUCGAGCUGGUUAUGGACAGAGCGAUCCAAAUCCGAAACGAUCACUGAAAAGUGAAGCACUUGACAUUGAAGAACUAGCUGAUCAGUUACAAAUAGGAUCAAAGUUUUAUGUGAUUGGAGUUUCAAUGGGAUCACAUGCUACCUGGAGUUGUCUCAACUAUAUCCCUAACAGGCUAGCUGGUGUGGCAAUGAUAGCACCAAUCAUCAACUAUGAAUGGCCUUCCCUUCCAAAGAGUCUCGUAAAGGAUGAUUAUAGAAAGAAACUUGUCAAGAUAGCUAUGUGGCUUGCAAGGUAUUCGCCUCGACUAUUACACUGGUGGGUGACUCAAACGUGGCUCCCUUCGAAUUCUGUCAUAGAGAAAAACCCCGCAUUCUUCAACAAAAGAGAUUUAGAAAUUUUAGAGAUAAUUCCCGGGUUUCCGAUGCUUACCAAGGAUAUGCUGAGGCACCAAGUUGUUUUUGACACUCUAAGGGGCGAUUGGAUGAUUGCCUUUGGAAAGUGGGAAUUUGAUCCAAUGAAGCUUAGUAAUCCAUUUCCCGACAAAAACAGAAGUCCAGUUCACAUUUGGCAAGGCUAUGAAGAUAAAGUAGUUCCCUCUCAAAUUCAAAGAUUCAUUUCAGAAAAGCUACCAUGGAUACAAUAUCAUGAAGUUAUAGAUGGUGGCCAUUUGAUUGUACAUUAUAGUGGCUUAGGUGAGGCAAUUUUGAAAGCACUUUUACUUGGAGAAGAAGAUACUUCAUAUAAACCUAGAUCAUCAAUAUCUGUAUCUUGA
This is a messenger RNA of Vicia faba (fava bean), 1074 nucleotides long. Lineage: Eukaryota; Viridiplantae; Streptophyta; Magnoliopsida; Fabales; Fabaceae. The record is from the annotation of a GenBank genome assembly.